CCAACCCCGCCGGCGAGCGGCGGCCGCGGCGGCGACGGACGACCCACCGGCGGCGCUCCAGCUCCAGCCGGUCACGAAAGGCUCAGAUUGAUCCCAAUCCCAAGCCGAGCUCGUCGCUGGUCCCGCUUUUUCUCCGGAAAUCUCUCGACCUUCGCGCAAAACCGACGCUCGUAGCCGCCGCGGGGGGCGAACGACGGCGGCCCCAUCCCUCCGAGCUCCGGCCGCCUGCGGCGCCAGAUGGAAGGUGAGAGGAUUCUGGUAAGUUCUACGGAAGACGAUGGCGCGGUCGGGGUGGAGGUCGGAGAUUGUCAGGCCACAGCAGGAGAACCGGUACUGACGGAAGGAGAAAGACACGAAGAAGGAGAGGGUUUGCAGGAAGAGGAGGAGGAGGAGGAGGAGGAGGGGGGAGAAGAAGAGGAGGAUGAUGAUGACGAUGAUGGUGAUGGCGAUGGCGAUGGCGAGUAUGUUUUCCAAUUCGGAAGUGGAAUGGACCCACUAGAUUUCACGAAAGACGACGAUUCUGGACUCCAAACUUACCAGCAAUUCGAGCGCCUUGAGUAUGAAGCAUUGGCCGAGAAGAAACGAAAAGGCCUGGAUAGCUCACAAUUUGUUUUGGAAAGAUGCACAAAGAAGGCUCGUGUAGAGGACAACCCGGGAGCGACCUUUGAGGAGAUUAUGGAAGCAAUGAACUACGGUUAUCGUAGGAAAUCAAAAAAGACUAAGAAGAGAGGUAGGAGAAAAGGAUCGAGAAAUAAGCUUAGUUCUGAAAUCACACGAAUGCUCGGUGAUGCAACUCUUCACUAUGCCCGUGGUAACUAUGAUGAGGCCAUAUCAAUAUCGAGUCAAGUGGUCAGGCUAGCACCAAAUUUGCCUGAUCCAUAUGAUACACUAGGAAGGAUUUAUGAUGAUCUUGCCAAUGACAAAAAAGCAGUGGACUUUUACAUGAUUGCUGCACAUCUUAACCCAAAAGAUUCUUCAAUGUGGAAGCGUCUCUUCACCCGGUCCUUAGAACAAGGAAACAAUGGUCAGGCAAGGUAUUGCCUCUCUAAAGCCAUCACAGCAGACCCCAAAGAUGUUUCUCUGCUGUUUCACCAAGCGUCACUUCAUUCAAACCUUGGAGAUUAUCAAAAGGCUGCGGAAUUGUUUGAACAGAUACAAAAGAUUUGUCCUGAGGAUGUCGAAGCACUCCAGACUGGGGCAAAGUUGUACCUUAGAUGUGGCCAGCUUGAGCAUGCUAUCAGUAUUUUGGUUGAAUAUGUAAACAGUUAUCCAUCUGAAGCUGAUUUGAGCGUGGUUGAUCUGCUAGCCACGAUAUACAUGGAAAAUGAUGCAUAUGUUAAAGCUAUUCAGCUUUUUCAUUCUCACAGCCAGGAAAAGGCACUCCCUGCAAAUCUGGUUGUGAAAGAAGGAAUUUGUCAUCUUCAUCUUGGAAAUUCAGAGAAGGCAGAGACUCUCUUCAGUUUUUUGCAGAAGGGGAGCUCAUGUGACCAUGCAGACCUGAUUACUGAAACAGCAGAUACCUAUAUGAGUCUUGAGCAUUUUGACCGUGCAUUAAAGUUUUAUCAGAUGCUGGAGGGAAAUUUAGAGAAUAGCGGAUCUUACCAUCUGAAGAUUGCUCAGUGUUAUCAAGCAUUGAAAAUGAGGGAACAUGCAAUUUUGUCUUUCUAUAGAGGUUUGCAUCUACUUGAGGACAAUGUGGGUGCCCGCCUAACAUUAGCUUCACUGCUCCUUGAAGAUGAUAAAGUAGAUGAGACCAUUUCACUACUAUCUCCUCCUGAAAAUCCAGGCCCAGGGGAUGUGGAUUCUGACAAUCAUAGACCAUGGUGGGAUAAUGGAAAAGUGAGGUUAAAGCUUUGCAGCAUAUAUAGAGCAAAAGGAAUGAUUAAAGACUUUGUUGAUGCAAUCUUACCACCGGUUCGUGAGUCACUUUAUAUCGAAACUAUUCGGCAGAAGGUUAAAACAAAAAAAAGACUCCCGAGAAGGGUUCUCUUUGAAAGAGCCAAAAUUCUGGAUGAUCAGCAGAAUGAUAACGUAUUUUCUGGCUUCCGGCCGCUUGCUCCCAGCUCAGAUCUGUCAAGGGCUGUUAGAGCCAGAAGGUUGCUUCGAAAGAGGGCAACACUGAAGGAAGAAAGAAAAGCUGCCGCUGUUGCUUCAGGCGUCGAUUGGUGCAGUGAUAAUUCAGAUGAUGAUGAACUGGUAGAAGAUCACCCGCAAAAAACCAUGAGAGAACCCCCCUUGCAGAAUAUUUGGAAAGAUGAGCAGCAUCAUCUUCUUAUACUAGAUUUGUGUAAGGCCUUGGCAUCCUUGAAAAGGUAUUGGGAUGCCCUAGAGAUUAUUGAUCUCAUUUUGAGAUUGGCUCACAAUGUACUUCCUUUGGAUAAGGAGGAGGAGCUUCGGUCACUUGGAGCACAAAUAUCAUACAACACCACAGACCCAAAACAGGGAUUUGAUUGGGUAAGGCAAGUUGUGCAGCAGCAUCCCCACAGUCUGGUUGCCUGGAAUUGCUUUUACAAGAUGAUUUCAAGCAUGGAGAAAGACUAUAAAAAAUAUUCGAAGUUUUUGCGUAAUUUGCGUGUCAAACAUGCGGAUUGUGUACCACCUAUUCUCAUUACUGGGCAUCAGUUUACAAUUAGUAGCCACUACCAAGAUGCUGCAAGGGAAUACCUAAAGGCCUAUAAGCUGCUCCCUGACAGUCCCUUAAUCAAGCUCUGUGUUGGAACUUCUCUGAUUAACUUGGCGCUUGGUUUCAGACUUCAAAACAAGCAUCAAUGUAUUACGCAAGGGUUGGCAUUUCUAUUCAAGAACUUGCCGCAGAGUGAAAAUAGCCAGGAAGCAUUGUACAACAUUGCGCGGGCAUUUCAUCAAGUCGGGCUAGUAACGCUUGCGGCUUCGUAUUAUGAGAAGGUGCUCGCCACACGAGAAAAAGACUGUCCUCUCCCGAAACUCCCGUACGAGAAUCGGUUCCAUGCGGAAAACGCGAAGCCUAUUUCUUGUGAUCUUCGGAGAGAAGCUGCUUACAACUUGCAUCUGAUCUACAAGAAGAGCGGAGCCUCUGAUCUUGCAAGACAGGUCUUGAAAGACUACUGCUCAUUUUGACUUGCUGUUUAUAUGUCCUGGAUUAGCUUAGCUAAUCAAGAAAUACAGGAGGCAGGGAUCAAUUAUGUUAGCAUCAGGUUGCUCUUAUGUACAGCCAUGCUCUGUGUAAGGUAGCUUUUGGUAAUUAUCUAAUGUUUCUGAAAAUUUCAUAGGUUUCUGCAUUAAUUAUUCGUUGAAUGUUUCCGUAAUUUCCUGUUUAAUUCAUAGUCUGUCGACGACACUA
Messenger RNA from Syzygium oleosum, 3319 nucleotides. RefSeq lists its product as uncharacterized. Bases 238 to 3096 code for a protein of 952 amino acids. The transcript is spliced from 19 exons. Lineage: Eukaryota; Viridiplantae; Streptophyta; Magnoliopsida; Myrtales; Myrtaceae. The record is from RefSeq and is a predicted model, not a curated record. Gene Ontology annotation, molecular function: protein binding. Gene Ontology annotation, biological process: G protein-coupled receptor signaling pathway; transcription by RNA polymerase III. Gene Ontology annotation, cellular component: transcription factor TFIIIC complex.